Annulohypoxylon maeteangense is the source of this 1838-nucleotide messenger RNA. Its product is annotated as 26S proteasome subunit P45. Gene Ontology annotation, cellular component: proteasome regulatory particle, base subcomplex. Gene Ontology annotation, biological process: proteasome-mediated ubiquitin-dependent protein catabolic process. The transcript is spliced from 4 exons. Gene Ontology annotation, molecular function: ATP binding; proteasome-activating activity; ATP hydrolysis activity. Lineage: Eukaryota; Fungi; Ascomycota; Sordariomycetes; Xylariales; Hypoxylaceae. Bases 221 to 1624 code for a protein of 467 amino acids. The record is from RefSeq and is a predicted model, not a curated record.
GUUUUAGAAGCUCCAUUUCAUCACCUCACCUAGCAAGGUUCAACACUUCAGAAUUACAAACAUCAAAUUCAUCCACCAGUUAACGCAAUAAACCGACUAUUCCCAUAAUUGAAAAGCGUCUACACAAACUAAACGCGCACUCCUUCCAACAUUCGCAGAAAAUAUCUAGCAUCUCCUUUCGUUUCUGUUUCUCCAUCAACGCCAUAUCCACAGAUCCAUCAUGUCGAGUACCCAAGAUAUGGAGGGCCUCGAGCGCCGCGGGUCCGACGAUGGUAAGGAUAAGAAGGACGGACGAGGCGACGACGCACCAAAGGACGGCAAUGGCAACGUUAACCGCGAUGGUGAUGCCGUGAUGAAGGAUGCCGAACCAGAAGAGGAGGAGAUUCUAGACGAGGAAACCUUAGGUCUCACCACAGAAGACCUGAAGACCCGAAAACGACUACUAGAGAAUGAUGCUAGAAUCAUGAAGAGCGAGUUCCAACGGUUAUCGCACGAGAAGGCGACCAUGGCCGAGAGAAUCAAGGAGAACGAGGAGAAGAUCGCAAAUAAUCGUCAAUUGCCUUAUCUCGUUGGUAACGUCGUUGAGCUUCUCGAUCUUGAUCCUACCGCCGAAUCAUCCGAAGAAGGCGCCAACAUCGAUCUCGAUGCCACUAGGGUGGGCAAGUCCGCCGUCAUCAAAACAUCCACUAGACAAACCAUCUUCCUACCCUUGAUCGGCCUCGUCGACCCGGAAACCCUCAAGCCGGGCGAUCUCAUAGGUGUUAACAAGGACUCGUACCUAAUCCUUGAUACCCUACCUGCCGAAUAUGACAGCCGUGUGAAAGCUAUGGAGGUUGACGAGAAACCAACCGAGAAGUACAGUGAUGUUGGUGGCUUAGAUAAGCAAAUAGAGGAACUCGUUGAGGCCAUCGUCUGGCCUAUGAAGGAGGCGGAUCGAUUCAAGAAGAUUGGCAUCAAGGCCCCCAAAGGUGCCCUAAUGUAUGGACCACCGGGAACAGGUAAAACCCUCUUAGCUCGAGCCUGCGCCGCCCAAACCGAUGCCACAUUCCUGAAAUUAGCCGGACCGCAAUUAGUCCAGAUGUUUAUCGGAGAUGGUGCUAAGCUAGUCCGAGAUUGUUUCGCAUUGGCUAAGGAGAAGGCCCCGGCCAUCAUCUUCAUCGACGAGCUUGAUGCCGUGGGCACCAAGCGUUUCGACAGCGAGAAGAGUGGUGACAGAGAAGUCCAACGAACCAUGCUUGAGCUGCUAAACCAACUCGAUGGCUUUGCCUCAGAUGAUCGCAUCAAGGUUUUGGCUGCCACAAACCGUGUCGAUGUCCUCGACCCCGCCCUAUUACGAUCAGGUCGUCUAGACCGAAAGAUUGAAUUCCCGCUACCUAACGAGGAAGCGAGAGCUCAGAUUCUUAAGAUUCACUCGCGCAAAAUGAAGGUAGACGCAAGCGUUAACUGGAACGAACUGGCUCGAAGUACGGAUGAAUUUGGCGGUGCCAUGCUGAAGGCGGUGUGUGUUGAGGCUGGUAUGAUCGCUUUGAGGAUGGGGAAAAACAAGAUCAGCCACGAGCACUAUGUGGAUGCGAUCGCUGAAGUGCAAGCCAAGAAGAAGGAGACCGUCAACUUCUACGCAUAAGUUUCUUAGGUGAAGCGAAAGGCAGUCAUGGGAUAGAGAUUGCCUUGACAGCCUAGAGGAAAUAUGUAACAUAAUUAGACGUGCCUCAUCGAAUCGAGAUGGUUCGCCGACUGCUAUCAUCUUCCCGUCCCCCCACCCUCAACCUCGACCUAUAAGUGUUGCUCGAGCUAUCAGAUCCCUAGUCGAUUCGCGUAGACAUAUCCGUACUACUUAC